AUGCCAGCGGUGGUCGCGCAACAGCCUACAGGUAUAGCUGAGCCUAUGUCAGAAUUGGAGCAGCCUCCAACCCAGUCCCCAAAAUCUGGCGGGCCGAACAGGCAGAGUGACGCAUUCUUCCCACGGGCGCUGAAGGAUCCUUAUGAGUUAUGGCUCUCGGCAAUUACCGGGGACUGUAUAGCUCCUGCAAGCCACCCACACUCGAUUUACCGCAUAGGAUACUAUCGUCGGCGCGGGCCUCAGCAAGUUCAAGAUCAAGGCAUCUCAUCACCACAAUCCCCUCCAUUCCUACCAAUGGCCCAACGAGUCACGCUCCGCAAACGCAACCCUUACAACACCACUUCCAAUCGCAGACGUAUUGUGAAGACGCCAGGUGGUAAGCUCGUCUACCAUCACAUCAAGAAGCUUGCUACCGCACCCAAGUGCGGAGACUGUGGCAUUGCAUUGCCUGGUGUUGUUGCGCUGCGACCUCGCCAAUACGCGGUUGUCUCGAGAACAAAAAAGACUGUCCGUAGGGCGUAUGGUGGUUCGAGAUGUGGAGAUUGCGUGAAGCAACGCAUCCUCCGAGCAUUCCUUGUUGAGGAGGCCAAGAUUGUCAAGAAGGUGAUCAAGUCACAGGAGAAGGGAGGCAGGAAGUAG
This is a messenger RNA of Fibroporia radiculosa, 639 nucleotides long. RefSeq lists its product as uncharacterized. Gene Ontology annotation, cellular component: ribosome. Bases 1 to 639 code for a protein of 212 amino acids. NCBI's taxonomy places the organism in Eukaryota, Fungi, Basidiomycota, Agaricomycetes, Polyporales, Fibroporiaceae. The transcript is spliced from 6 exons. Gene Ontology annotation, biological process: translation. The record is from RefSeq and is a predicted model, not a curated record. Gene Ontology annotation, molecular function: structural constituent of ribosome.